AUGAACACCUUAUUCUCCUCUUUGAGUGCUACAAGAACUUCCAUAGCUCGAAUCGCAAAUCCUGCUUUUAAGACGACAUCCCAAUCACGAGCAUUGUUAUCGAGUAGAAAUAUGUCAUCUCUUGGUGGGAAACAGGCAAUCCGAAUACCUGGUCCUGUCGAGACCUCCAUCCAACAAAAGAUUAUAGAAGCAUUUGAACCUGUUUUGCUUCGAGUUUACAAUGAUUCAAGUAAACAUUCUCAUCAUUCCGCUAUGAGAGCUCAAGGAGGUGGAAAUGGUGAGACACAUUUUGCAAUUCACUUGGUAUCUCCUACGUUCAAUGGUAAAACAUCAAUAGCUAGACAUCGAAUGGUCAAUUCAUUGUUGAAGGAUGAAUUCGAUAAUCAAGGUCUACAUGCUUUGAGUUUGAGGCUGAAAACGCCUGAAGAAUGGGAAAAGGAAGGUGGUGGUGAGAUGAGGUAG
Kwoniella shivajii is the source of this 462-nucleotide messenger RNA. RefSeq lists its product as uncharacterized. The record is from RefSeq and is a predicted model, not a curated record. Gene Ontology annotation, cellular component: mitochondrial matrix. The coding region runs from base 1 to 462 and encodes 153 amino acids. NCBI's taxonomy places the organism in Eukaryota, Fungi, Basidiomycota, Tremellomycetes, Tremellales, Cryptococcaceae. Gene Ontology annotation, biological process: [4Fe-4S] cluster assembly. The transcript is spliced from 3 exons.